Molecule: messenger RNA, 516 nt
Organism: Gloeophyllum trabeum ATCC 11539
Lineage: Eukaryota; Fungi; Basidiomycota; Agaricomycetes; Gloeophyllales; Gloeophyllaceae
Exons: 3
Coding region: 1-516 (171 amino acids)
Source: RefSeq, a predicted model, not a curated record
AUGGCAUUCUUCACGCCCGCGCACGCCACCCCGCGCCCGACGCUCCCGCCCCUCCGGUCGCUCGACCUGCCCUACCCGCUCGCGCCGCACGCCUCCACUUCCACUUCCACUUCCUCUAACGACUCGAACGACUUCCAGUCCCCGGACCUGACCCACCCGCUCUUCCACCGCCCGCGCCAGGUCUCCGUCUCCUCCACGACCAGCUCCCGGCUCUCCGCCUCGCCCUCCCCGCCCCCCACCUCCCCAUCCGCGCUCUCCCUCUCCCCGCGCCCGCCCCCGCAACCCCAGCCCCCGAAAUUCCGGCUCGUCCCCGCCCCGCUCGCAUCCGCCGACGCCGUGCUCGUCGUCCCGCCCCCCUCCGCCUCGUCGCAGCCCGACCAGCCGCUGCUGCUGGUGGGCGACGCGCUGCGGCACGUGCGCGGGCCCGGGCGGGAGCUCGCCAAGGGCGCGCGGGUGCACCCGUACAAGAUCGUGCGCGAGCGGCGCACGCAGGGGAUGGUCGAAACGACGAAAUGA